This is a messenger RNA of Dibothriocephalus latus, 219 nucleotides long. Lineage: Eukaryota; Metazoa; Platyhelminthes; Cestoda; Diphyllobothriidea; Diphyllobothriidae. The record is from the annotation of a GenBank genome assembly.
AUGCGUGCUGACGAGGUGGAAGAUGCUGUGCGCAAGGAGUGGAAGUUCACCGCGCGGGUCAUCGAUCGCUUCUGCCUGGUCCUCUUCAGUAUUGACGCCGUGCGCAAGGAGGGGAAUUUCACUGCCCGAGUCAUCAAUCGAUUCUGCCUGGUCCUCUUCAUUAUUGUCACGUUUAUAAACACCUUCGGGAUGUUCUUUUUUGCGCCUAAAAUUAUUUAA